Molecule: messenger RNA, 4139 nt
Organism: Toxotes jaculatrix (banded archerfish)
Lineage: Eukaryota; Metazoa; Chordata; Actinopteri; Toxotidae
Gene: rfc1
Product: replication factor C (activator 1) 1
Exons: 23
Coding region: 113-3676 (1187 amino acids)
Biological process (GO): DNA replication; DNA repair
Cellular component (GO): nucleus; DNA replication factor C complex
Molecular function (GO): DNA clamp loader activity; DNA binding; ATP hydrolysis activity
Source: RefSeq, a predicted model, not a curated record
UCAUCUCCGGGCGACCACAGAGUUCUGCUUGGCGCCAAGCGUUUGCACGGUUUUCUCACUUUCCUGACAAAUAACCUGAAAUUAGAGCUGCAAGAAAAAAAGCCUCUUCAUAAUGGACAUCAGGCGGUUUUUUGCACCGACUGCAGGGAAGCCUGCGGUGCAGAAACCAGCCCCAAAUGGAAACUUGAGAGCAGAGGAGAAGAAGAAGAACAAGCCUCUGUCUCCAGAUGAGGAGGUGAAACAGAAAAAGAAAGAGACCAGCAAGGUCAGAAGCUCCAAAACAGAGGAGAAACGCAAGGAUAGUGAGAAAAAGCGAAAGAAGCACGCAGUCAUAGAGUCGGACUCGGAGGAGGAGCCAGUGAAGAAGUCAAAGAAAUCCCCCAAAGGGAAACAGAAGACCAGCAUGGCAUCGCCACCUCCCAAAAAGGAUCCUGUGCAGUAUGUCUCUGAAACAGACUCAGACAGUGAUAACUUUCAAUCGUUGAAGAAGGUCUCCAAAACCAAGCAGAACGACACGUCCAAAACGGCAAAGUCGGAUGCACAGAGUUCUCGUCCAGGGGCCAAAGAGGGGGUAAAGACUCCUGUCAAACCCUCCUUCGCACAAGGGAAAGCCGGGAUGAAGUCUCCUCCUGUGCCUGUCACCCCUAAGUCGGAGCCUCCUCCUCAGCCUAAACAAACCCCCACCUCAGUACUCGACUACUUUGGCAGCGGGGCUGUUCAGCGCUCAGACAAGAAGCUGGUAGCCAGUACCAAACGAAAGGCUCCAACUCAGGACACAGAUGAUCUGAUCAGUGAUGAGGAAAUCGCCAGGCAGCUGCAGAUGGAUGAGGACAUGCAGCUGGAAAAGCAGGUCCACGAGGACGAGGAGUUCGCCAGAACACUGGCCAUGCUGGACGAGGAGCCGCAGGCGAAGAAGGCUCGUAAAGGCUCAGAUGAAAAACAAGCCCCUGCCACGAUUCCCAAAAAGAGCCGCACGGACUCUGCUGCUGGCAGCACAAGCAGCCCCUCAAAGACCAACAGGAGCAUGUCGGAGGAUGUGAUCAGUCCGUCUCCUAAGAAGAACCUCGCCCCUGUCAAAGCCAGCUCCAAACUGGCCAUGAUGAAAAAAAAGGAUGAAGAGAAGGACGCAGGGCCAAAGAGCAAAACCGUCGUGUCACCCACAAAAAUGAAAACCUCUCCCAGAAAGGAGCCCCACGCUUCAUCGAGCUCAGGCAUGAAGUUCACACCCAAAACUGGAACAACACCCACUGCACUUAAAACUUCUCCCAAGAAACCAGAGAGCACAAGCACGAGUCCUGACGACGCUGAGAAGAAGAAAGCCAACACUUCAGCUUACAGGAACUUCCUCAACAGAGACGGACCACGAGCUCUGGGCUCCAAGGAAAUCCCAAAGGGAGCAGAGAACUGUUUGGAGGGCUAUGUGUUUGUGUUGACGGGGGUCCUGGAGUCUAUGGAGAGAGAUGAUGCCAAAGCCCUCAUCGAGCGCUACGGAGGCAAGGUGACGGGUAACAUCAGCAAAAAGACCACCUACCUGGUGCAGGGCAGGGACAGCGGAGCCUCAAAGCUCGAGAAGGCCGAGAAUUUUGGUACCAAGGUCCUGGAUGAGGAUGGUCUGUUGGAGCUGAUCAGAACCAAACCAGGAAAGAAGUCCAAGUAUGAGAUUGCUGCAGAGGCGGAGAGCAAAGCCUCAAAGACCAAGACUCCCCCAGGCCAGACUUCAAAGGGCACCCCCAAAGCCCAGAAGAUCUCACCCUCCAAAGGUAAUUCCAGGUCCCCUCAGACCCCGAGCCCAUCAAAGACUGGCCUGGCACAAGGUCACGGUGGCAGGACAGGAGGUUGUGGCACCCCACCUGGGAGAGGCUCAGGUCACACGGCCCGGAGGGAGCUGGGCCUUUCCUCCUCGUCUUCCAUCUGUUCACCUUCAACCCCGGGACCAGCAUCCCCGUUGACGACUGGGGAGGACGCCAGCCUGCUGUGGGUGGACAAGUACCGCCCGCGCUCUCUGAAGUCUGUGAUUGGCCAGCAGGGAGAUCAGAGCUGUGCCAACAAGCUGCUGCGCUGGCUGCAGAACUGGCACAAAAACCACAGCACCACUGCUUCCAAGCCUUCAGCAAGGUUUGGUAAAUUUGGAGGAGGGAAAGAUGAUGGAUCAGGACAUAAAGCUGCUCUGCUCUCUGGACCUCCGGGAGUGGGGAAGACCACCACUGCUGCCCUGGUCUGUGAGGAAUUGGGCUUCAGCUACGUGGAGAUGAACGCCAGCUGCACUCGCAGCAAAAACAGCCUGAAGGAAGUCGUCGCUGAGUCACUUAACAACACCAGCAUCGAGAACUUCUACAAAGGUACGUCUCAGACAGUGAGCAGUAAACACGUCCUGAUCAUGGAUGAGGUUGAUGGCAUGGCUGGAAAUGAGGACCGUGGAGGAAUCCAGGAGAUGAUCGGCCUGAUCAAAAGUUCGAAGAUUCCCAUCAUCUGCAUGUGCAACGAUCGUAACCACCAGAAGAUCAGGUCACUGGCCAACUACUGCUUCGAUCUGCGCUUCCAGAGGCCUCGAGUGGAACAGAUCAAGGCAGCCAUGAUGUCCAUCGCUUUCAAGGAAGGAGUCAAGAUCCCUCCCCCAGCUCUUAACGAAAUUAUCCUUGCUUCCAAUCAAGAUGUCCGACAGGUGGUCCACAACCUGAGCAUGUGGUCGGCUAAAGACAAGGUGAUGACGUACGACCAGUGCAAGUCUGACGCAGCCAGAGCCCGCAAGGACAUGAAACUGGGGCCGUUUGACGUUUGCAGGAAGGUGUUUGCCACGGGGGAGGAGACUGCCCACAUGAGCCUCAUCGACAAGUCCGACCUCUUCUUCCACGACUACUCGCUAGCGCCACUCUUUGUCCAAGAGAACUACUUGCAUGUUCGUCCAGCGGCUGCCGGUGGAAAUCCGAAGUCCCACCUGGUGUUGCUGAGCAAGACUGCGGACUCCAUCUCUGAUGGAGACCUGGUGGACAGACGGAUCCGCUCUGGGCAGAACUGGUCACUGCUGCCUACCCAGGCCAUCUAUGCCAGUGUGUUACCAGGCGAGCUCAUGAGAGGCUACAUGAACCAGUUCCCCACAUUCCCCAGCUGGCUCGGCAAGAACUCAUCCACCAGUAAACAUUCGCGUAUUGUUCAGGAGCUGGCCUCACACAUGAGUUUAAAGACGUUGAGCAGCAGGCAGGCGGUGAACCUGGACUACCUUCACUACCUGCGGCAGGCGCUGCUGAGCCCACUUCAGAGGCACGGAGCGGAGGGCGCCAGUCAGGCUGUGCAGCUGCUGGAUGACUACCAGCUCAUCAAGGAGGACGUGGACAGCAUCAUGGAGAUCACUGUCUGGGGAGGAAAGCCCGACCCGUACUCCAAAUUGGACUCCAAGGUGAAGGCAGCUUUCACGCGGGCCUACAACAAAGAAGUUCACUUGACGCCUUACUCGCUGCAAACUGUGAAGAAGGGCCGCCGUGGUGGUGGUGGUGGAGAGUCAGAGCUGGGAGGGGAGGACAUGGACACUGAACUUCAGGAGUCUGAGGACGAGGGCCUCAAAGCUGACGCUAUGAUCAAACAGAAGAAGGCCAAGGCCACCAAGGAGUCGAACGAGAAGAAAGAAGAUUCUGGGAAGGGGAAAGGCAAGGGCAAGGGGAAGGGCAAGGCUAAGAAAUGACCAGAGUCAUCCUCCAACUGCCCCUACAGACAAUAGUAUUUUUCUCUGCACUUACAACAACCCUGUAACGAGCAUCAUAAAGUAUUGAAACUGGCCUUAAACCCUCUGCCAAUCGACUCUAACCACACUGGCAGUGAGAUGUUUGUCCUGUUUUUUUUUUUCCACUUCCUGUCAUGUUUCCAUCAGGGUGUCUUCAUACUGAGAAAAUGACACGUAUUAUCAUGUCUGUACACCUCUGUAGUAACGCGGGUCUCAUCAGGAGCGUUGUUCAUUUCUUCCAUCAUCUGUUUGUGGUUCAGGUGUCAAGGCUGUAAAUAAUGUGACCGAUGUGCAAGACUGUUACCUUUUGCUACGACUACAGAACAAAGAGACUUUUGCUUUUGCUCUACGUUUAGAGGUGAUGACCUGUAAAUUUCACUUUUGUAAAAAUUUCGUGAGAAUUAAUAGAGAAAUAUGCCACUCA